GUAUGGUGUGUUGACCUGAUGGUAGCGACCUGGGUAUAGCUGCAACAGCUGUGGAAAUUUACCAAACUCUUUACAUUUUCUGCCCACAUUCUACAUUUCAGCGUAGCAGUUGUUGUUUUUCACUCCGUAAGUGUCCCUGAGAGUAGCAGCCCUGCAUUCCAAAAAGGAAGACGAGUAUUUUACCAUGAGCUCAGACGAUGGUGACUUGGAGAACCAGGCUGAGCUGGAAGAGAAGACGAGGCUCAUCAACCAGGUGCUGGAGCUUCAGCAUACUUUAGAGGACCUGUCUGCCCGGGUGGACGCUGUCAAAGAGGAGAACCUGAAGCUGAAGUCGGAGAACCAGGUUCUGGGUCAGUACAUAGAGAACCUCAUGUCUGCCUCCAGUGUCUUCCAGACCACUGACACCAAGAGCAAACGAAAGUAGGAGAACAUUGAGGGACAUACCCCCCCCCACACCAAACAUCUGAUCCCAAACCAGUCUUGAUGACUGGACUCUGUUAUCAUCUCAAAUACUGCUUAAUGCUGCUAUUUGUAAGUUUUGCUAUCACUAAAUAGCAUAAAAUAGCAUUAACAGCUGUUUACUCAACAGUCUAGAGGAAAUGUAGCGAGUUUGGCAUCAAACUUCAUUUCUUUACUCGCCAAGCGCUGUCUCCAGUGUUGGAAAGCAAUGCCAAUCUUAACUCUUGUUUUGCUUCUAUUUCUAUCACCUCUUUUCUUCUACUGAAGUUAGCUUGCUAUCCAGCUAGCCCCAGCUCGGCCAGCCUGUCUCGUCACUUUCUGAUAGUGAGUCACUGUAGCAUCCAGGCUGCCCUGAGGAAGCAGCUCUGAUCAGAGGGUGUGUUAUAUACCCCUUGUCUUGUAAACACAAUGGCUGAAGCUCUCAGUAAGCAACCAUCACCACCACCUGCUUUUGGCAAGAAACCACAUUUAGCAGCAAAAAAAACUUACAAAUAGCACCUUUUAAGCCUAAAACAUGUUUCUGAGUCUGCAGGUAUAGGCAUUUGUCAUUACCUUAAAUUGUGCACAAGGUGGCAUGUUGCAUUUAUCAAAUAAGAACGUACAGGAAACAAAAGAAAUAUCCAACUGAAGCCGGAUUUUACAAUUCAGGUAAAGAAGUCUUAAAAUAAAGACCCAUGAUUUUAUGGAGCUCAGCUAGCAGAUAUGCAUCACAGGUUAUUGAAAUGUAGAAGCUGAAUAUUCCAUUUGAGCUGUGAUAAUUGUAAAACUCCUUGCAAAUGUAUGCAAAGAUGUGUCUUUUCAGAAGCACGUUUUAGCCCUCAGUCAGCUUAAAGCCAGAUCCACAUCAAACUUCAUUCAAGUCCCAGGAUGCUGACUACUGAGCAACAGUAGACCCAACUCCAAACAGGUGCGAUUCCCCAAAUCUUCCACCAAUUACAAAUAUCCAGUUCUGUAGUGAGUGAACAGCAUGAAAAAGUAAAUAACAGACUGUAGUAGUGACAAAGCUUCCCCACUUCAGUACAAGCUCUUGUAUUUGAACCACAUUGUGUAAACUAUGGUUGUUGGUUAAAAAAUGGACUUGUACUUUUUCGGCAGCUCUUAUUUUGACCUAUGGCAGAUAUAUUGGUAUUGGCAUAUAUAUUGCUGUUAAUUUUGAGCCUCUGAAAAUGAAGGACUAUAAAAAUGGCUGUAAGUCCUAAACAGUUAAUGUGGUAUUUUUGUUAAACCCCUUGAAUUAACGCUGAAAGUCUACACUUCAAUCACCUCUUGAUGGCAUCCUUUUAAAUCCAUUGUUGUGGUGUACAGAGGCAAAAUUAUGAAAAUUGUGUCACUGCCCAAAUACUUAUGGACCAAUAAUCAUAUUGCACAGCCCAAAAAUCAACUUGAACAUCAACAAAUCAACUCAAUCAUUAGCUCUUGGUUAUUUGGGUUAGUUUUUUUUUGUCUCCAGCGUCUCAAUGACAUCACUCAGAAAUCUGUCUGAUCUGAUAUUCAGUGUCAAGAAAACUUCAAAACCAUGUCAUCAGAUGUUUAUUUGCCCACAGAUUUAUUUGCAGUUGGUGAUGUUACUGUUCCUUCAUCUUCUCCAGCCCAACCUCUGAACAAAAGCACUCCAACCUACAACCCUGUUCAGAUUUUUAUAGUGAUGAAAUGUUUACUUUAACUUUCCCCUUCCUUGGUUGAACUUAUCAAUGUAUGCAGAUGGGAAGCUGGUGAGGGAUCAUGUCUUUGUCACUGCAUAUAUCCACUGUGUAACAAAAAAAUCUUUUUUAGUAUUGCUGCCAUUCCUGUAGGUACAGUAGAUUUUAGAAUUUGUAUUUUUGUUAUAAAUGGUUUUAUUGUUGCUGUUUACGAGGGUCUUAAGGCCCAUUUAGAAACUGCUCAGUCUUUGUCAUUUAAGCACAAUGUCACUUUUUUUUGCCAUUUUGUUGCUGCUUCUUGCAAGUUGGGAGUAAAUGACACUACUUAAACAGUGACUAUCACUGUUACAGUUCAUUGCCAAGAACAUGAUGUGUUGAUUUCAUUUUGAGAUCAAGAGUAUUGUGUAUUUGCUCAAUAAAUCAGUGACAAAUAUGUGUACUGUAUUUUAUGCAUAAAUGUUGAAGAAACAUCACCUAUGAAGUCUUGAUAUACCUUAAACCUUGUUGCAUUUGUACAUCAUUCACGUACAAUUGUUUUGUUGCUCAUUUGAAAUGAUUUUGGUUUAAUAAAGUGAUAUCCCUUUUUGA
Messenger RNA from Xiphias gladius (swordfish), 2687 nucleotides. Its product is annotated as short coiled-coil protein B-like. The transcript is spliced from 4 exons. Gene Ontology annotation, cellular component: trans-Golgi network. Lineage: Eukaryota; Metazoa; Chordata; Actinopteri; Istiophoriformes; Xiphiidae. The coding region runs from base 185 to 424 and encodes 79 amino acids. The record is from RefSeq and is a predicted model, not a curated record.